UUUUGUGGUAUUCUCUUAUCUUACACAUCAGGGUAAGAGGAUACGGAACUAUGGAGGUUAUCAGAGAUAGAGUCAGAUUUGUUUUAUAGUGGAGUUUUACUCGAAAAGGAAUAAUAUUUUUAAAAGGUUGCUUUUUACUUUCUUUUUUUUUUUUUUUUUUUUUUACUUUGCAUCAUCCACAGUCGAAAAUGCCUGCCUCUGGGGUUUGGAUUAACGCAAUUUGGAUUUUACUUUUUGUCAUUUUCGAUGCGGCUUUUUCAAGCUAUUCUGAAGACCAGUGCAGCUGGAGAGGCAGUGGUUUGUCCCAGCAGCAGGGCAGCGUGGAGCAGAUCUCCCUCCACUGCUCUGAGGGCACACUGGACUGGCUGUAUCCCAAAGGGGCCCUGCGCCUCACCCUCUCACCCCGUCUGCCCUCUGUGGCGGUGGGGCCGGGUGGCAGCAGCUCGGGCCUCAUCACAGCCUGCGUCAAGCCCUCAGAGCAGUUCCACGGAGCCCAGCUGUACCUGGAGAGAGACGGGGUCCUGGAGCUCCUAGUAGGGGACCGCCUGGAGUCUUCUCCCCCACCGAGGGUUCGUUGCUUCAGCCGCCUGCCUGGACAGAGGGUGGCCCUGUUCCUGCAAGCUACACCUCAUCAGGACAUCAGUAGGAGGAUCGCCUCCUUCCGUUAUGAGCUGAGAGGGGACUGGACUGCUCGCCUGUCGCUGGACUCCAACCCCAUCAGCAGUGAAGAGGCCUGCAGACCCUGCAACAACACGGAGAUCCUGAUGGCUGUUUGCACCAGUGACUUUGUCGUACGAGGUAACAUCCGAUCAGUGGUGGAAGAUGACAACCUUCGAGCAGCGGUGAUCAAAGUCAGCGCCACCCGGGUGUUUCGCCAGAAGUAUGCCCUGUUCACCGGCAACAGUCGUCUGAGCAGCCGGGGUGAGAUCAGAACUUUACUGCAAUGUGGUGUUAAACCGGGGCCAGGAAGCUUUCUCUUCACCGGUCGGGUCCACUUCGGGGAGGCCUGGUUGGGCUGCGCUCCCCGCUACAAGGACUUCCAGCGGGCUUAUACGAUAGCUAAAGCAGCCCAGCAGAUACCCUGUGAACUUCCUGUAGACUGAGCGAAAAACUCUGCAGCUGCUUGUCUAUCACUCAUAGUUGAGGCCGCACCAAAAGCCAGGCCAAACUCAGCCCUAUUCCGCGUUUUGGAAGAAGCCAACUGUUGGCCGAUGCAGCCAUGGCGCCACUGACGUCUUCCCAAAGGUCUGAGGAGUGAAAUGGACUUUUCCCAACACCAUUUCAGUGCAAUAUGCAGUCACCGGGUCAGAAGGAACCUGGUGCAUGAGAGAUGUGGUUGAAAUGAAGAUUAUUAGCAUUUGGCAUCGGACGGUUUAAACACACAGUGAUGCCAUUAUGCAGGGUAGGAGGAAAUCUAUUGAAAAGCUUUCUAUUCGAGAUAAAUUAAGUCAAGCCAUUAAUUCAGGCCUACUGAGAGUCAUUGCUGUGAAACUCAGGAAAAUUUACUCAAAGUUCUAUAGAAAGCUUACUGCCUAUUAGUUGGUGUCCCAGUGAGGACACACACUUAAGGCACCAUUUGUUCAGGCCAUGGGAAAGUGAUGUUUUUAUGGAUACCCCUGUACUGGGGUCAUCCUCAGUAUUAUUAAGGAGAUUAUUACAAAAAACAGUCCUCAUAAAAUGAAAUGUUAAAAAAUAUAUAUUUGCACUGAUAAAAGAAAAGGGAAUGAUCUGGAAAGUGUGAUGCUGCAAGCACUGAAAACCAAAUAAAAAGCAACUAUAUGUAGCAUAGUGGAGAGACUGAGAAUUUUAAUAUAUGUACAGAUGUGAGCACAUACAGUAAUGAGACAAAGCUAAGGCUACCUGGGCAGCUUUUACAGCUCAAACUAGUGCUGAGAGCACUUUCAUAUGCUAGCCAACUCUGAGAUUUUUUUUCUGUAAGGAGAUGCAGGCUUUUAGGAGGCCUGUAUUACAGUACGUUUCAAUAGUUACGCAAUACUUCUGCAAAAUUGAACUAAUAGGACUGCAUUUGAAAUAUAAAAUUGUUAUUUUCUUAAAAAUAUGCUGGAGUGGAAUUGCAUCAGUGUUGCCAAAGCAGUUUUAAGUUUUGUUGUUGUUAUGCCAUUCACACAUUAUCACAAAAGAUAUUCACCUGUAUGUAAUUGGUUCAUAAAACUGAUGACAACAGCCGUUCACAACCGAAGUCCAGUGUUAUUCAAUUAUGGAGAUGCACCGAUAUGGAUGAAAAAAAAUCCUCAAACGGGCUUUUGGUGGAAAAAAUAGUUAUUACACUGGACAAGGCUAGCUUAAGAGAAACACAAAAAUAUGCAUUUAAUGUAUAAAAUUCUGAGUUCAUAUCUAAUGUGCACUAUAUCAACAUGGGGAGGGAUUCAUACCAAAUUACCACAAUGUGCUUAAGCGGUAUGUCUCAAAUGCGUACACUGCCAUUUUUUGCUGUUUAUUUUCUAUGUGAAUUUAUGUUAAUAGCAAUGUGAAUGUAAAUAUGUUUAUAAGAAAUUCUAGAAUCAACAGCAUGAAAACGAGUCUGUGGAAAAAACAACAUUGUCUCAGUAUUGUGGAUUAUUUUUGUGUUUGUCUGUGUUAUUAAAGUAUA
This is a messenger RNA of Plectropomus leopardus (leopard coralgrouper), 2611 nucleotides long. It is a transcript of the gene metrn, whose product is annotated as meteorin, glial cell differentiation regulator. The record is from RefSeq and is a predicted model, not a curated record. Gene Ontology annotation, molecular function: hormone activity. NCBI's taxonomy places the organism in Eukaryota, Metazoa, Chordata, Actinopteri, Perciformes, Serranidae. Gene Ontology annotation, biological process: glial cell differentiation; positive regulation of axonogenesis.